Messenger RNA from Entrophospora sp. SA101, 2352 nucleotides. NCBI's taxonomy places the organism in Eukaryota, Fungi, Glomeromycota, Glomeromycetes, Entrophosporales, Entrophosporaceae. The record is from the annotation of a GenBank genome assembly.
AUGGAAGGAAUUUUAGAUAACGAUUGUAAUAACAAUAAUUUAAUAGAAGUAAAAAUCAACACAGAUGUAAAUACACAAGAAGUUUCUCAAAAGUCCAUUAAACCACAUAAUGGAAAAUCUAUAAAAACAAUAAUUUGUUCACCAAACUUAAAAUAUGUUGCAACCUUUAGUGAAGAUGAUAAUUCAAUUGUUGGAUGGUUAGUUGAUGAUGUACAUUUGAAAAAUGAUAGAAGAUUAGAACCAGAAACAUUUUUUAGUCCUUCCAAUGUAUCACAACAAAAUGGUCAAUCAUCAAAUAUACCAAAGAUAACUUCUAUAAAAACAGUAUCUGACCAAAAAUUUAUUGUUUUUGAAUCUAAUCUAGAUAGUUGUUAUUGUUUAUUUGAUUUAGUAAGUAAACGACAUAUUAAAUUAUUGAAUCAUCAAAAAAAAAUUGAUUACCAACACCCAACAUUUUUAACAAAUGGAGAUCUAUUUGUAAUUUCAUAUGAGAAUGAUCAAAUUUAUUUAUUUUCAUUGAAUUCAAAUGAAAAAAUCAGUGAAUUAACAUGUAAAACAACAUACAGCAUAAUUUUACCAAAACUAACAGCUUUUGAUCAUAAUAAUAAUGUUGCAAAAUAUUUUGUCAUCGCAAAUUCAAAUUUAUUGAUCAACAAUGGUAUCAUGAUGGCUUCACAAUGGGAUUUAACCAAAAUGAGAUUUGAGUUGCAAUAUUUUUCAGAUAUUUCAUUACCAAAUAAUUUCUAUAAAUAUAAUGAUAAUCAUGCAAUAUUUAACAAGGAUAAGACCUUAUUAGCAGUUUAUUUAUAUGUAGAAAAACAAUUAAUUAUUUAUUCAACAGCAUAUGGAACCAAGUUAACAACAUUUACAUUUGUAAAAAUCGAAUGUGAUGAAAUGGUUUUUAUAUACACAGAAGACAACACAGAGCAUUUAUUUGUAGCAUUACAAGACGAAUAUAUUACCAACACAGUCAUUUAUAGAUUCAUGGAUCCAUAUAAUUUAAAUAAUUUUACUGAUAUAACUGAAAUUUAUACAAAGUAUUUAUUUAAAGAUAAUCUAAUUAAAAAACAUCACAAAAAAAAAUUAGAAAAAAAUAAAGUAAUUAAAGUAAUGGAUAAUAAUUUUAUUUUUUUACAAGAAAUUAUAUCAAAAGAAAUUAAAUUGCCAAAUUCACACCUAAAGAAUUUCAACCAUUUAUUUUUAUCACCAUUUAUACUGGAGAAUCAUUAUGAUAAAGAAUCAGGUUAUUUGAAAUUAAAACAUUUAGGGGCUAAGUUAGAUGAAUAUGAUUAUUUUGAACAAUGCACCCAUUUCUUAUUAAGGUGUAAAAUAUUAGAAAAUGAUGAUUUAUUAUUAAUCACAAGAUUAGGUAUGAUGAUAUUUUCAGUGAAUCUUAAUGAUAAAAUUUAUUUAAAAUACUUUUGGAAUGAUUGUAUUGAACAAGAGAAAAAACAUUGGAUGAGACAUACAAGUGACAAACAAUAUAUUAAAGGUAGAAUUUUAAAGGGGUUUGACAGCUUUAAAACCUCAAAUAAAUUACCUUCACCUAAUUAUGACCAAACUUGUAUUAGUGAGGUUACUUCAGGGCAAUCAUUUUCUGAAGGCUUUGCCAACUUUAAAAAAUUAAAUAGAUUACCUUCACUUAACUAUAAUUAUAUCUUUGAUAAUUAUAACCAAUCUUAUGCUGGUGGAAAUAACAUUUCAAGGCAUCCAUUCAGAGAUAUGUUAUUAGCAAUAUUAGAAGAUAUUUCUUCGUUUACAAUGUUUGCUGAUGAAAUCUUAAUAUGUGCUUUAAAUAAUCAUAAAGGUUCAAUAGUAGAACUAGUUUGUGAUAAAUGUCUAAAUUUUUUACAACAAAAUCCUGAAAUGAAUCUUGGAUUAUUAACAUUUUUAGUAAACAAAUUACCAAAAUUAAGUAAACAUUAUCCUGGGGUAGUAAAGAGAUUUCUUGAGCAAACGUCAAUGUUAUUGGAUCCUUCUUGUGAAAAAAUCUUUAUAUCAGAUUUGCCAAGUCAUUAUGGGCUUGAAGAAAUACAUCAAAAAAUCCAAUCUAUAGAUAAAAAUAAAGACAAAUAUGAACAUCCUCCUAUAAUCUCAGACAAAUUACGUGAAUUAGUAGGAAUUCCUGUACAAAAAUUUAAAAAGGAUUUGUCAAAACAAUAUGAAGAAAUCAAGAAUGAUUUUAAAAGUUUACAAGAAAAUUAUGUGGAAUUAAAAAAUCAAUUGGAUGCUAAUAAUAAAUUCAUGGCUGAUCAAUUGGAAAAAAAUAAUGAAAAAAACAGAAAAUUUGUAACUAGUCAAUUCAGACAAAGUAACGAUUAUCUCAUUGAAACACUUACAAAUCAAACUUAA